Molecule: messenger RNA, 12827 nt
Organism: Corticium candelabrum
Lineage: Eukaryota; Metazoa; Porifera; Homoscleromorpha; Homosclerophorida; Plakinidae
Product: probable E3 ubiquitin-protein ligase HECTD4
Exons: 43
Coding region: 23-12670 (4215 amino acids)
Biological process (GO): glucose homeostasis
Molecular function (GO): ubiquitin-protein transferase activity
Source: RefSeq, a predicted model, not a curated record
UGUCACGCGCACAAUCACCAAGAUGGCGCAAGGAGAGACUAACCGCUGGGUCAGCGUGACCCUUGAUACUCUGCUCUUGCACGACGGCUUGCAGAAAGUCACGGACCUAGUUGAAUUGCCGGCUGACGUGCAACAAGGCAACGGCGACCAGUCAAUGGAAAUCGUGUCAUUUGACUCAAACAACCCACAGGAACUGGCACAGCAGCUCAAAUCGUUUUGCAGUAGACGGAAUUUGGCGUAUGGUCAACUGCUACAGUAUCGUCUAAGCUCAAUAGUCGGUUUGUGGCGUUCUCAACGCAAAGAGACGAAAGAUGAGAUUUGCAAUGUAAGAGAAAGAGACAGUGAAGAAGACAAGAGUGUUAGUGAAAGCAUACCGUUCACUUCACGUGUUAGUCUAUUGUUAGUCUUUCCACUGUUGGAAUUGGAGAGCUCAACUCGUCCAGAGUUGAGAGUGAGGACGAGCAGACUGUUGCUUGAAUGUUUGGCUGACUACCCGCCAUUGGCUCUUAUCAGAGAGCCGAAAGAUUGUUUCCCCGAGUUGGAAAUGUUGCUCUGCAACUGGUUGGACAAAGAACGAGAUAUCUCCGCUAGUAGAGAGGAGAUGGAAACCACAGCGGCUUGUCUAGUUGCGUUAGCAUGCGCAAGGGGAACUGUGAGGAUAUUCGUAAAGACGAUUCAUGUUCUCGAAUCAUUUGUUGGUCACAUGAAGCAACUAGGAGUAAGAAGAGUGCUGCAGAGAUUGGCCGACGCCAACAGCAAUCCAUCAGGUCUUCUCUGUCUACUCGCAGUAAACCAUGUUGUCUGUUGGACGUUUGACGACAGGCUAAAGAAAUUGAAAGCUAAAUCAGAGUGGGAGAGAGGAAGGUCUGUUGCUUGUGAUGGUCGCUUCUUGUAUGCUACUGGAAUGAAAGGCGUUGGGCUGGUGAAGUUGGGGACGGGUCUGCAUGGAACUAUAAGGGGCUACCAGUAUUGUAUCAAGAAUGAGAUGGAUGCUGGUUGGGUAGUGUGGGCAGAUGGGCAUCUUCUGUACAGGCCAGCUGUUUCAAGUUGUGCAUCGUUAUUAGCAAACCUAGUUGAUACGGCAACACUAAAGGUUGUUGGUGCCGUGAAUUUGCCUGAGAACGACAAGCUUUCUGCAGGCAGUAGGACAACACUAUGCCUCUGCAGUGAUGGCCAGUAUGUUUUCUGGGUGUGGUAUGGUAGCCAGCCAGUCUCAGUAUCAAACUCAAAUGGUGGCAAGACGAGAGUCUUACCCGUUUACGUUCAACCUUUUCGAUUGAAGAGUGACAUGCAGGGAGGUUUGUUGGCAGAGCCUUUGUGCAACAGUGUUCUUAUUCGACACAAAGAUAAUGCCUCAUUCAGGUUACACAGUAGUUCUAAGCUUAGCAGUCCGUUUUCUUCUCGAUACCAAGCAGCUGCUCUAUCUGCUGCUAGUCUGGUGUCUGCAGUGAACACCAAAGAAGAUCCUGAUGCUACCAGCUGUGGCUUAACAACAAAAGUACUGAGCAAGGCAGUCUUCUUUACUGACGGAACAUUUCUUGUCAUUGUGAUUGGUCAAGGCACAGGCAGUGCAUCAUCUAGAUCUCUGUUCGGUGGAGCUCCAUUGAGUAAAGGUGUGCUGACUAGUUUGUGUUUUGACUUGACACAAGGAGAGUGUCGUGGUCGAGUAGAGUUGAAUGGAACGGGCAGUAACGCUUUCUCUCGUGGCAGUGCAGUAGAUGGAGCUGGGAUGUGCUAUGAUCCUGUAAACAAUGCUAUUUGGACUUGUGUUCAUGAUUAUAUUGACCAAUGGCGAAACACCUGCCAACUCUCUAAUCAUCAUGCAUCUAAACGACUGGGUCUUCCUGAGCUUCAAUAUCAAGUGCCAAUGUCUGUGAACAGUGAUGACCAACAACUUGUGUCAGUGGAAGAGACUAGGCGGGUCCUGUUACAGCACUUGGGAAUCAUAUGUUGCAAUGAAUUAGCUGCUGACCAAAAGUCUCACCAUGGCGAUGAGAAAGCACCAAUGAUUGACUCUGGAUUCUUGCAGUGUACUUUGCAGCUACUAACUAACGCAGUCGACAGAGAUGAUGUGAUUGGGGUUCAGUGUAUUUUAAUGGUUGUAGAGGUUGUAAUCACUUCCUUGAAUUUUGAGAAGCAACCGUUAACUGAAGGCUUUUCUUUGUAUGCUUUAAGGGAGUCAGUGUGGAAGCUAGCUACAGACUCAGGUCAUAAUCAUAUCCAAACAGAAGCGGCUCAUCUCAUUUGCUCUGGUCUCCACAUCUUUUAUCCAUCUGCUGAUGAUAUCCACUCUGUUGUCACAAGGGUUCUGGAUCUGCCAGCUGAUAGUCCUGGAUCGGUGCUUCGUGAUCAACUAUUGCUGAAACUUGCAUCUCAAUUUAAUUCUGAUGCUUCAGCUAGUCAGUGCAUUGCUUCUGUAAUGAGCAUGCCAGAUGCAAUUGUUGAGCAUGUGUUUCGUUUUGUUAUUGAAGAAGCCUACAGCAUAACUCGAGAAGUACAGACAGCAUCUGUGGAGCAACUAGACAAACUGAUGUCACUCACACCUCAAAUGUCUCCUAGGCUGACGUUUGUGUCGUCUGUUGUGUCUUCUCUGCUUACACAAAUUUUACUUUGUGGCUCUGAUGAACAAAAAAGUGAUGAAAUUCAGACUGCAGUUUGUCGUGUUCUUCACCUUGGUCAGAUGGUAUUUGAUGGCUGCCGUCAGAUACUUGACACUUUGUUGGAAUUCUGCGAUACUGUGAUAAGUGAGGACAGCGUGGAGAGAAAGAUGCGGCUGAAUGCUCUUGAGCGUGUGACAAAAGGGACUGCUCUUGGCCGUCUUUUGCCUCUUCUUGUUUGUUGUCUCAAUCAUUCUUCACUGAAGUGUCUACAUUUGGCAGAGAGCCUUGUCGGUCAUCUUGUACGUCUCACUGUGUUGACAAGCAAAGCUGCUCUGCUAUUCAAACAGAAGGCUCCCGCAUCACUGAGACAGGACUCUGUUGAAGCAAUUGCUCAAACUGGACUGGCUACCAAGGAAGAAGUGUCUUCACAGCUGUUAGACAGUCAGGAAGUAGGUUAUCUUUCUAGUCUUCCUAUCCCUUCUCCGUGGACGGCGGGAAAAACCGUGGAAACCAUUCAUCCUGUGAGGGACAACUACAAGUUUAAAGAAACAGUCAAAAUACCAGGAGCAAGAAAUCUUUUUUUGAAGUUUGAUCCUCGUUGUGCUUCACAAUACGACUAUGACAAGGUGGUUGUUCACGGUGGUACAACGACUACUAGUAAGAAGGUUGCAGAAUAUGGUGGAAAUGUACACGGUUUUGGGAGUCGAAGUGUACUAGGAUCUGGCUGGCCUAAAGAUCCUAUCAAAGUUGAGGGAGAUGCGGUGACAUUUACAUUUGAAAUGCGGAGUGGUCGUGAGCAUAACACACCAGACAGGGCUUGCUGGGGGUUUGCUUGUACUGUGAGGGCUCAGGAGAGGUUGGAUGAGGGUGAAGGGACUGGCUUACCAUUCAUGGCCGAUCUCGCUCUAGGCUUGUCUGUCCUUAGUUGCUCACUAAUACAGAUUCUCUAUGACGGACCAGCACAAUCUGCUGAUGAGGAGAGUUGUCAAGAUUUGUUCACACAUCCUCUAAUGCACAGGUGUGUUUGGCCGUCGUCUAUGAUGACUGCUGAUUCAGUUGUACCGGACAAGCCACUGUCGUGCGAAGCUGUAAAGCAGUUGAGAGCUGGUAGUGGUAAAGUUGCUCCAUCUCUCAGACCAAGCAUUGAAAAGAUUGUACAACAGGAGAACAUUGAAUGCUUGCUGGUAUCUGCUGUACUCAAGCAGUUAGAGCUACUAGCAGAUGUGAGGGAUGGAAAUAACAUCAUGGUAUCUCCUAUUAUUCCAUACCUCUUUACUAAGGUUGAUGCACUCAUUAGGCAAAUAGCAAGCAUAUGCGAGACUGAGAUGAACUGGUUGCAUGAUGUGUCUGAUGUUACUCGUGGUGUGUUGCAACCAGUAGACACAUUCUUUGUCCAUUAUGCUGAACUAGGCAAAGUGCGUGAACUGCAGCUAUUGUGUGACAUGGUAAACAUUGAAGUGAAUCCCCUCGACUGGUUUGAGACAGUAAGGCAGUUGACUGAAGAACUAAACAAACAAGUUCAUACUCAUAAGCAAGACGGCGACUCUGCUGUUUCUGUGGAUUGUAAACUCACAAGAACAAAUCACAUUGUUAAAACCGUAAUUGAGAAAGCUGAACUGCUUUUUCACAUCACUUUAUCUCUACCUGUUAGAGGAACAUCAACAUCUGAUCAUUUAAUCUUUAGCAAAGAGACCGAACAGGUACCAUCAUUUGCUCGAUCAGUAUCUGCUCCAUCUGAGCUACAGAACAUGAGAGCAGAACUAAAAGAAGGCAUUCAUGAACUACUCAAGCUGAGACAGUGGCAGACUAGCUACAAGAAAAAAAAACAACCUCAUAAACCAGUACAACUGUCUGCUCAAAUGGAAUCUACUGGUUCUUCACCUCAACAGCAGUUCAUAGAUGAAUUAUUGUCUUUUGUUAGUGGUGGGGUUGGAGAGAUUGGCAUCACUGGCAAGUUUAUGUCUGCAUGUACACUACGUCGGAACAGGGGACAGAGCCGAUCUCAAGCAUUGCACUACAUGAAACAGUUAAUGGAUGUUGCUCGUGAAGUCGGAGGAGCAACACAGUUAGUGUCAUACAUUACUCCAAUCUUGAGUCAAGGUCCACGGGCUAGUGAGUUGAUAUGUGGCGGUCUUGAUGACACAGUUCACUCUGGGUUUGAAGAAGCUCUUGCUGCUGUAGUCAAUCUGGCACGCCAGCAGCCAAUCGCAUGUCUCAAUAGUAUCGGUCUGUUGUGUGUCAUUCCAUACAGCAAAGCCGAGGAAGCAUGUUUAGUUGGUAGUGGGUUACUGCAGCUUUUGGAUGUGCUCUGUAGCCCUAAGGCAGUAACUGGAGAUCGUGAGGUGCAGCGCAAAGUAGCUGCUAUUGCUUGGGCUGGCUUUCGUGUUCUAGCUGAUCGUUGUGUGUCAUGGGAGGAAAAAGACCAGAAUCAAACAACAAGGACCGAAUCAGGUCUUGCUCACCAAGUCUCAAAUCUUCUCAGUAAUCACUUGGCGAGAGUAUCUCAUGGCCACUCGGAGGCUCUUCAUGAUGCCUUGGCUUAUCACCAUUCACUUUCUCAACGUAGUAACAUGGGAAAGGCUAUCAUCAGUCAGCCUACAUGUAUUGCUCGGUUGCUCUCUUUAUUGGUUGAACAAAGGCCAACACCCAAACUAGUGCAAGUAGUUUUACAACUUUGUUGUGUUGCACUUCCGUUGAUGUCUGUUGAUGAUAAUGAGUCUGUUUCUAUGCCUGUUCUUCAUCGUUGGAGUAAUGAAGCUGGCUUGUCAACUGCUGCUCAAAUUGUUCAUUUGCUAAUUGCAAAGUUGGGAGACUUUGUCAUGCCAAUGUUUUCCUCCAGUACGGCUAUUAGUAGAUCUGCGACUCCUCAAUGUAUAUCAUCUAGUAGAGUUGAAAUGUUACCAGUUGAUGAGAAGGAUGAAGAGAUGGAUCGAGUGUCUGUGUUUGUUCACAAGCGGCAAGAUCAAUCAGCUCACGAGGUUAUUCAGCCACUUCUAAGUUCAGAUAGUCGCCCGUUUCGAUUAGGUGGAGCUUCAAACAUGGAGAGAGUUAUGAAAAUGGAUCGCAUGAUGAAUCAGACUGGUCGUGCAGAAGCUAUGACUGAAGACAGGCGGCUGUGCUUGAAGAGAGCAGCACGAUGGGCACAGUCUGGGUUUGUCAUUAGUAUUGGAGCUCCAGCUGAUGGAGUAGCAUCUACAACAACAGCUGAUGAUAGGAAGAAAAAAGCCGUGGAGGUUUGUCGAGACAGGAAUGAAGAGUUAGUUCGAGGAGACAAUAUGCGACCAUUCAUUAGUGGCCAUGUCGCCAACUCCAUGGCAAGCGACAUCAUUGCUGUCUUACACAGUUUGCUCUCGUCUAAAGAAUCAAAAACUUGGCAUGUUUGGUCAAACGCAAUUCGUGAAGUGUUGCUGUCAACUCUUGACAGUGUGCCUAGUCUUGUCAGCUCUCUAGCAAGUCAUGCUGCAAUGGAGGAAAUUACAGAGAGAGCAGAUGAAAUAAUGAUUUCAGGAAAGUCUGCUCUUGCUGCUCUCUGUGCUCUUGGUGGCUUCAAGGAGAGUCUUCGUCCUGGUUGUGAUGUACAGAUUAAGGAUCAUGCAGAUCAACCAACAAGAGCCCAGAUUCUUAGUAUUUCAGACCAUGAGGGAGUAGCUACAGUCAGCUUACAUGACCAGACUACUUCCUAUCAUCCUAAACGUAUAAUGCAAGUACCGUUAUGUCGUCUAGUUCCACCAAGCAGUGAAACUCUUCCUCUUGGUCAACUGGAUGUAACAAAUCAGGUUGUGAAGGCUGUUGAGUCUUUGUUGACGUCUUCACUUCCGUCUUCUUUGAUGAUUCCCAUGCAGUCAGUAGACAGAACUCCACCUAUUGAGGCAUUAACAUGUGCUAGAUUGCUUGGAGAAAUGCGAUCAAGAGCUUGCAUGCUGCUGUCUCAGCAUAUUGUCAAGCCUUCAUUUGCCAAGAUCUUCAUGGAAACUGCACAUCAGCCACUAAAGAUGCUUUGUGAGCUAGCGAACAGAUGCUCACCUGGUGAGCGGCUUCCUGUGGUGGAGCAAAUGUGUGAAAAAUUAAGGAUGUUGUACAGAGAUUGCUCUAGACCUGCAGCACCCCCACCUAUGCCCAAACCAAGAGAGAUCAAGCAAAUCACGUUUGAUGUAAACCGCUCGUUUCCUCAGCCUCGUGCCUGCAUACUUUGUAACAAUUACAAAGAUGUCACCUUUCUUGGUGACAGCAGCCCCUCAUCUACAGGCCAUCCUCGUGGCCUCUUAUUGUUCACAACAUCUCCGGUUGAAGCCAGUGCUUCGGGAUUUUACUGGGAAGUGGAAUUAGUUAAUCUCAGUGAUGGUUCAGAAGACGAAUUAAUUCAUUUCUCAAUGGGUUUUAUGCCAAGUGUUGAGUCAGUUGAAGAAACAUGGAACCCUCCAGAAGGAAGUUGCUUGCUUCACAGUACUGGACGUGCCCAUGUGUAUGGUUCAGGAGUACUAGACAGAAAGUCGUUUCCAUUAAAUAUCAGGACAAAUGUCGGUGAUGUUCUGGGAAUGGGUUGGAUGAGAGCAGCAGGAACGCCGUCUGUUGGUGUUGUUUUCAUUACUCACAAUGGCACCAAACUAGAUACUGAAAUUGAAGGUGUUCGUGCUAAUUUGUGGCCUGUUAUUCAUCUGCAAAAAAAGAAUGGUCGAGUUCGAGCCAACUUUGGAUCAUCACCAUUUGCAUUUGAGGAAGGUCAGCAGCUUGCAUCCUCUUCAGAGAGAGAUCCUACUGAAGAUGUACAAAGCACAUUCAGACUUUUGCCGUUUCACUCUGCAAGUGAUACUGACAGUGACUCUGGAGUGGCUUCCACAAGCAAACCUGUUGCUGCAGCCCAAACUACGCACAUCCCAACUGUGCGGCCAUCAUCUCCUAUUGCAACUGUUGGAUAUGAGGCUAGUGCUUCAUCUCGCUAUGAACUGUGCCGAAGUUAUAAUGAUAUGGUUUCAUCUGGUCCUGCAAUUCGUGCUGGUGCUGGUCAGCCUCCUGAAAUGGUAUUUCAAGAGGAUGAUGAGAAAGACAAGUCAGGAGUUGGCCAAGAGGACUUGCAUGGUUUGUUGGUGAAGGCUUGGGAGACAAAAGUGUUUCCUGUCAUAAAGAGAAGAUUUCGAAAUGAAAGUGAAAGGAAAAGUGGCUUGGAGCAGAUAAAGGGAGCACUGCAGCUUGGAAUGGCUGAUAUUGCUCGUCAAACAGUUGAAUUUUUGUAUGAAGAGAAUGGUGGUAUUCCUCGGGAUCUCCACUUGCCAACACUCGUGGAAGUCAAAGCAGACACAGAGAAAUUCACAAUAGGACGACUUCAUAAAGGAAUGUCUGUUGUGAUUCGAUCACUCGACAACAGUGGCAGUCUUCCUAAGUUUGGCAUUGUCAACAUGAUUAAAACAUUUGGUCUCAUUGGAACUGUUUUGGACCUUGAUAAGAGUCACGAGUUAGUCCAAGUGGAAACUUACUUAGAGAGUGAAGGUGCACUUGUAGAUUAUUGGUAUCCCGUUUCUGCAUUAGAGAAGCCUCCCAGAGGGCACCAGCAUGUUCAGAAAAACUUGACUGCUGCUUCAAUGGACAGUCUGGCAUUUCAUCGAGUUUUGUUGCAGUCAGAAGCAAAGCUUUCUCGUUUGUAUUGUCGGUCGGCUCUACUGACUCUCCUAGAUUGUGUACCUCCAUCUGAUGUUUUAAGUGAUGUUGAUCAGCUAAGGCUGCUAUCAUGUCACUUGCUAUGUUGUCCUCAACCUGACGGUACUGCUCAACUGAACAACUUAAAUACAGCUCCCUCUGCAGAGCAAUGUCUUCAGAGCAUUACUUGUUCUCCUCUCGUGACAUUUUUUGCUACUGGUGAGAAACAACUGACUACAAAGCUCAUGUCUAUCACUGAGAAAGCGAGCUCAUCCAAGCAGCUGAGUGAUUUAGCUAGUAGCUUGUGUUGUGUACUUCAAGGAGCUCCAAAAUCUUUUCAACUUGUUGAACUGAAGAUCACUGAGAACAGCAGCAGCAUGGAUGUUUAUCUAAUGGGAGCUGCUGCAAUUGUUUUAGCUUGUCAAUCUAGUGGAAAGAGGCCUAGUGAGAGCAAUGGCCCAUGGGCAAGGCUACUUAUCUACCGAGGACCAAGUGAAGGCAGUCAACAUUUACAGACCGAGCGUUUUGAGAUCAUGCGCUAUCCUAAUGAUUCCUCAUCCAUGCCAUCAUCAAAAGCUAUCUCAUCUGCUGUCUAUUGUGGGGAUCAUUUCCCAUCCUGUAUUCUACCAUGUGAUCGACUCCAUGUUGUUACAGGAGCAUAUCCAAAUGCUAAGGCAUGUCUAAGAUUCUUUGCUGUUCCACCUGACUUACCAAUAGCUCUGGCAUUCAUGGUGACACUAGUAGACAAUUUUGACAAAUUAUCGUCAACAGCAGGCGUGGAGCAUGUUGCCCACACACUUAUGCAUUGUGCGGAGUCUUUAUGCAAGCUCCUGUGUCGAGCUGAACUGGCCAUUAUAAUCAGAGAACACAUAUUUCAUGUGUUGUCAAGUAUUCUAAAGUUGUUUUGUUUCAAUUCAAGUCUCUUUCCGUAUGUAGCCAACAUGAAGGUUCAUCAUCAGAAGCUGACCUCUGUGGUGGUUGGUGAGCUGAAAGAACUCGUGGAGAGUGAAACAGACUGUAAGUCACAAGAGAAGGAGGUUGAUGUUACGCUGAAAACAAGUCAGUUGUCCACAUAUUGCCAGUGCUUGUUUGAGGUUGUGUGUGCAUUGUGGUGUGUCAACUGUAAGACUAGAAAACAACAAGAUAUAGGGACACAAGAAGGUUCAGAUGUUGCUGCUUCUUCUGGAGCUGCUGCUGCUCCAAGGAAGAUGUCUCCUCGAAGUGGAAAGGACAAAAUAACAAGCAAGGGAGUAAGUGGUGCAAAGAAACAAAGGACACCGAAGAAGAAAACGCCUAUCAAGAAAGCAAGAGGAGGCUCACCUUCAAGUGUUUCUGUUACUGAAUUAUCUGCUAAAGUUGUUAAGAAAUGUGAAGUGAAACCUGAAAGUGACAGCUAUCCGGAAUGGUUGGAGAGAGCUUUUGGUGCAAUGGCUGCUCUUCAAUGUUUAGUUCAUAGACAACAGGAAUGUUUAUCAAGUAUUUUAAAGGAUAUAGUGAAAGAGGCAUCAGGAAAAGCCUCCUCUGUUGCAAUAAACCGUCGUCUUUUGGUCAUACGUGGUCUUCCUGAAACUACUAGUGCUGAUCAAAUUGCAACUGUUUUAUCUCAUAUAUGUAGUGGGCAUGGUGGGCUGCGCAGAGGUGAGUUGUACUUACCAAGAACAACAAGAAUUUGUGAGGUAGAAGAGGAAGUAGCAGUGGCUUCUAAUCAAGUACAAGUUGAUGAUUCUACUGAACAUGAAAGCGAAAGUCCUGAAGAAAUAGAGGUACCAUUGUCAGCCCAUGUUUCUUUGGUCAGUCAGGUCGAGGAAUUGGCGACACAGGCAAGGAACAUUGCAUCCACAGUUGAUGAUGUUGAGCAUGGACAUCUAGCAAGUUUACAAGUGGCAUUGUCUGAGGCUCAUGAUGCUCUGUCAUCAGCGAUGGGAAACAGUAUGACAAGGCAGCUUGUUGAACAGGCACUUGGUUCUGUGGGUGUUGACUCGGAGUCUGAUAGGGAAUGUGAUGACAUGCAAGAACACUUUGGUGCUAGGUCUGUUAGUGCCUUGUUUGUUGAAGCUGAAGCUUUAGCUCAAGAACUUGCCCUAGAUACAGCUGUAGAAAGAGACGAUUUGUAUGCAACACUAGAAGUUGACCUGACUGAUGAUGUAGACCAGACUGAUGAUGCAGACCAUACCGAGGAAGAAACACAUCGAGACUGGGUUACAGCAGCUAGUGUAACUGGUGAUGUCUCAAUAGAAGAGACACAUUUGUCUCAACAGCAUGAUGUAACAGAGGUAGACAAGAAGGAGGAGAAGUCAUUUGAAAAAAGGACCGAGGCAAGAGAGUGUUGUGUAGGUGUAGCGGUGUUGGAAGUUCGUUGUGCUGCGAAGCUGCCUAGCAUUAUAGCUGCAUUGAUGGAUUCGAGUCAGUUGACUCAACAGGGAGGAAACAAACUUAGUGUUCAAGCAGUUAAUGACAGUCUGCAAUGCAGUGAUGCGGAAUUACAAGCCAUUUUACGGCAAUUCUUACUCUAUAAACUUGUACAAGAAGAGAGACUGACUCAAGCAGCACAUACAGCCUUUGCUGCUUUGUUCCAUUCUUGUACAGGUGGGAAGAAAUCUCUUGGGUUGUCAAAACAGGAAGCCGGUGCCAACACCCUGAUAUCCAGACUAGUGUCUUGUUGUCAACCGUCUGAAGGUAUGAAGAGUCUGUUUACAGAGCAAAAGACAAUGGUCAAUGAGCCGUGUUUCUUGGAUUGGUUAACAAAGCAAGCUGUUAUGAACCCUGUUGAUGUGUGGAAAGCUCUCAUUGGUUGUGGCUAUGACCUCCAACUCAACUGUGUUGCUGAGAAACUGAGUGAUGGCUGGGAAUGUAGUUGGCAUGAGCAGAUGGACAGAGCACUAGUUAUCCACAUUGAUGAGCUAUGUGAUCGUUUGGUGACUACACCUAGCCAAUUGGAACCGGAUGAGGUUUUCCUUGAUGAAUCUGACAUUGCUAGACCAGAAAUGGAGGCUUUACAUGGAGUGAGUCAUGCAAAUGUAGCUGCAAGGUUUGCAUUUCUUUGUGAGGUGAAUCGUGCUGUGGAGCACCUGCUUCCACUUGUUGAUAUGCGUGUGGCCAACACAUAUCACUUGAGUGUAGCAUCACUACUGUCUCAAGCACAGGAUCUGCUCUUCUAUCACACAAAAAUGGUUUUUGUUAAUCAUAUUCUCAAUAUGUCAGCCCAUCGUUCCCCUGAUGAAGCUCCCCCUGAGAUCUCUUUAGAUCCUUUAGAAGUAGUAGGAAGAGAGAUGUCUGAUCUUGCUAGCUUACAAUUCUGUCAAGCAGCUCGACAGUUGAAUGACAUACCAUCAUCUAAAUUGCAUGUAAGACUUGCUGCUGGAGGAGAUCCGACGUUUUCCUUCAAUGUGCGGUACUCUGGAGAAGAAGUUCAUGGAACAAGCGGAUCAUUUAGGCACUUCCUUAGCCAGGUUGCAAAAGAGCUGACUUCACAACUGCCCAUUCUUAUUCCUUGUCCAAGUUCGUCGGCUGGGAGAAACAAGGGAAAGCUGAUGGUGAAACCAGGAGCAAUGGCGUACUCUGAAGAGAAACUCCUCCAAUUCUUUGGACAACUACUUGGAGUUGCCAUCAGAGCUGAAGUGCCAGUUCCUCUUGAUUUACUGCCAUGUUUCUGGAAGAGCUUGUUGGGUUGUCCAUUAGACAGGGAAGAUGACUUAAAAGAAGCUGAUAUUCUGACCUAUAAAUUGUUGAAAAAUCUUGGAGAGGUAGAAACACAAGAAGAAUUUAGUGAAUUGAGUGCCAGUGCAACAAGUUUGAGUGAGGAGCUGUCAAGCAAUCAACUUGUGUUUGUCUAUCCAAGUGUUCGAGGUGAAGAAGUUGAGCUCUGCCCAAAUGGCAGUACACGACCAGUCACUUGGAACAAUCGGCUGGAAUUUGUUCAGCUAGUGAAAGAUCUUCGUCUUACAGAGUUAGCCAGCAAAGAACAAAUAACUGUUAUUCGUUGUGGAAUGGCAUCAGUCAUACCAAUACAGCUGCUUCAUCUACUCACACCAAGAGACCUUGAACUUCGAACAUGUGGACAGCCUGAAAUCAACUUGGCAUACUUGAAGGCACACACAAUGUACCAGGUAGGACUAAUGGAUACAGAUAAACACAUCCAAUAUUUCUGGAGGGCACUAGAGAGCUUCUCUCAGGACGAACUACGACGAUUUGUUAAGUUUGCUUGUAAUCAAGAGCGAAUACCCAUGGGACAGCCAUGCCGUGCAUCAUCAGACAUUCAUAUUCCACCAUUUCCAAUGAAACUAGCACCUCCUGAUGGAAAAGGCCCUCCAGAUAGUCGGUUUAUUCGUGCAGAAACAUGCAUGUUCAUGAUCAAACUACCUCAAUACUCAUCACAGCAGAUUAUGUCAGAACGAUUGCUGUAUGCUAUCAAUUGUAGAGAAGAUCCUCUUAGUGGAUGAAAGUAGGAUCACAUCAUUGUUCAUCAUAUGCUCGUACAAAUGAUCAUUACUGUAAUGUAUUUAGUUGUUUUCUAUGCAGUUGUGUAUGCUUAGUUGCGUUGUAAAACAACUGAAUGUGAUAUGACACGCGAUAUAUAUCAUGUGACAUGUUCAUGCA